Messenger RNA from Ciona intestinalis (vase tunicate), 1988 nucleotides. The record is from RefSeq and is a predicted model, not a curated record. NCBI's taxonomy places the organism in Eukaryota, Metazoa, Chordata, Ascidiacea, Phlebobranchia, Cionidae.
UGAGACUUCUAAAUGCACUUUUUUUAGCAUUUUAACAAAUUCACGUAGAGUUGUUUUGUACGAUCUCAUUCGCAACUGAGGACGCGACAGGAUGUUCUAUUCAAGACUAUUCGUUCUGGCAGGUUUGUUUGUUUCCGUCUUAUCGAACGACCCACUCUUUCGAACAAUUGACUUCGGAAAAUGGACGUCGUGGUCAGAUUGGGGAGAAUGCUCCGUCACCUGCGAUCGAGGUGUUCAAUACAAAUCGCGAAACUGUACGGACGGCAUUGCUGGCAAAGGGAAGUGUAACGGGUUGGCUUGGGAGGCGAGAGCUUGUGUCAAAAAGUCAUGCGAUAGCAACAGUACAAUAGCAGUAACGCAAACGGUACCGACCACUCCUACUCCAACUACGAAACGCCCUAAGUCUUACGUGAGAAAUUGCUACCACGAAAACCGGGCGGCCAGCUACAGAGGAUUCACGUUCAGAACUAUUUCGGGCCGAUUUUGUCAACAGUGGACGUCUAACUUUCCGCAUGUUCAUUCUUACACUCCGAGCAACUAUCCUCAGGGUGGGCUUGGUUCUCAUUCAUAUUGUCGAAGUCCAGACAACGAUCACAAACCGUGGUGUUUCACAAGCGAUCCAGCGAAGAAAUGGGAAUACUGCAACAUUAAAGAAUGCUCAGAACUUCCUUUACCAACCACCACCACAACCACUACUACCAAAGAACCAGUGACGUACACCCCAACACUCUGCUUUGAUAUGCGACACCCAUACAGCUACAGAGGAUUGGUCUCAACAACAUCAAGUGGACAGCCAUGCCAGAUAUGGGAUUAUAAUAAGCCGCAUUCACACAUAUACACGUCGUCUCGGUUCCCAACCAUGGGUCUUGGUUUCCACAACCAAUGUAGGAAUCCAGAUGGAGAUCUGAGGCCUUGGUGCUUUACAACCCACCCUGAUAUUCCGUGGGAAUAUUGCAAUGUACCAUCUUGCAAUGGUCCCACUACUACCACUACACCAGUCUGGACAACUACCUUUUCAACGACAACCAAAAUGACAAUUACAACACCCAGGCAACUCCCAGAUGGUUGUGGAAGAUCCUUAUAUCCGAUGGCUUCCUCAUUUCGAAUCUUUGGAGGUGUCGAAUCUGUGAAAGGCAGUUUACCUUGGCAACUUUCCUUGCGUAAAACAUCCGGGAACUCGCAUUACUGUGGGGCAACGAUCAUCAGUACGCAUUGGGUGAUUACAGCCGCACAUUGUAUAGCUAGCCCAGACCUUCCACAUACGUAUUACGCAAUGGCUGGCAAAUAUUAUAGGAACCUUAGGAACGAACCGGGAGAGGUUAGAAUCAAUUUCCAGAUGAUAUUCAAGCACAGGUUGUUCAACGCGCAAAUUCUUAACAAUGACAUUGCACUAAUGAAGGUUACAGCACCAAUCAUCUUUACUAACAAAAUCCAACCUGCGUGUCUUCCAACCACGAAACAGCCACCUCAAGAUCAGCGUGUUGUCAUUGUAUCCGGCUGGGGAAGAACCGAAACUGCCGGUUCCAGUAGCGUGCUGAUGCAAGCUAGCUUGAAAAUCAUAUCUGCAGCGAGAUGUAGGCCGAUGCAUGACAGUCUGGACGAAGGAAUGAUGUGUGCAGGUUAUACUUCAGGAGGAAGGGAUUCUUGCCAAGGUGAUAGCGGAGGUCCAUUGAUUGACAUGAAUGAUAACAACGGUAGAUAUGAGAUUGUUGGAAUCGUGUCUUGGGGCAUCGGGUGUGGUCUGCCAAAUAAACCAGGCGUUUAUACACAGGUGUCAUAUUACCUGGAUUGGAUCAAUUGGAUCAUGUCUUCCUACUAGUUUCAAACGAUUCCAAUAUUCCAAAGGUGAUUUGUUGGUGAUCUCGAAACGCUUCCAUAUUUCCAGCAACCAGAUUUACAAUUUUUAUGAACAAUAUUACUAUUUCAGUAUUUUUAUUACUCUAAGAAAAGAGUUUGCCCAUCACAAAAAUACAUUAUUGAAAAAAAUA